Mandrillus leucophaeus (drill) is the source of this 2814-nucleotide messenger RNA. RefSeq names its product DENN/MADD domain containing 1C (gene DENND1C). Gene Ontology annotation, molecular function: phosphatidylinositol phosphate binding; guanyl-nucleotide exchange factor activity. Bases 114 to 2519 code for a protein of 801 amino acids. Gene Ontology annotation, cellular component: intracellular membrane-bounded organelle; cytosol. The record is from RefSeq and is a predicted model, not a curated record. The transcript is spliced from 23 exons. NCBI's taxonomy places the organism in Eukaryota, Metazoa, Chordata, Mammalia, Primates, Cercopithecidae. Gene Ontology annotation, biological process: endocytosis; endocytic recycling.
GUUAAACUUCCUCUCUCAGCCACACAGGAAGCUGAGCCGGCUUGGGGCCCAGCAAACGCAGGCCCCCAGGACCCCUGGGGAGAGGGCCCCGCUGGGCUGGCCCUGCAGGGACCAUGGAAUCCAGAGCUGAAGGGGGCGCCCCUGCCGUGUUUGAUUGGUUCUUCGAAGCGGCCUGCCCCGCCUCCCUGCAGGAGGAUCCCCCCAUCCUGCGGCAGUUCCCUCCAGACUUCAGGGACCAGGAAGCUAUGCAGAUGGUGCCUAAAUUCUGCUUCCCUUUUGAUGUGGAAAGGGAGCCCCCCAGCCCCGUCGUGCAGCAUUUCACCUUCGCCCUCACAGACCUUGCCGGCAACCGCAGAUUUGGUUUCUGCCGCUUGCGGGCGGGUACCCAGAGCUGUCUCUGCAUCCUCAGCCACUUGCCCUGGUUCGAGGUGUUUUACAAGCUACUGAACACAGUGGGAGACCUCCUAGCCCAGGACCAGGUCUCCGAGGCAGAGGAACUUCUUCAAAAUCUGUUUCAGCAGUCCCUGUCUGGGCCCCAGGCCUCAGUGGGGCUGGAGCUGGGCAGCGGAGUGACCGUCUCCAGCGGGCAGGGUAUCCUGCCCCCUACCCCGGGAAAUAGCAAGCCGCUGUCCUGCUUCGUGGCCCCGGACUCCGGCCGCCUGCCAUCCAUCCCUGAGAACAGGAACCUAACGGAGCUGGUGGUGGCCGUUACUGACGAGAACAUCGUGGCGCUGUUCGCGGCGCUCCUGGCGGAGAGAAGAGUCCUGCUCACUGCCAGCAAACUCAGCACACUGACCUCGUGCGUCCACGCGUCCUGCGCGCUCCUGUACCCCAUGCGCUGGGAGCACGUGCUGAUCCCCACGCUGCCCCCACACCUGCUGGACUACUGCUGCGCGCCCAUGCCCUACCUCAUUGGAGUGCACGCCAGUCUCGCCGAGAGAGUACGAGAAAAAGCUCUGGAGGACGUCGUGGUGCUGAACGUCGACGCCAAUACUUUGGAGACAACAUUUAACGAUGUGCAGGCGCUGCCUCCAGACGUGGUGUCCCUGCUGAGGCUCCGACUCAGGAAGGUCGCCCUGGCCCCCGGGGAAGGGGUGUCCCGUCUCUUCCUCAAAGUCCAGGCCCUCCUCUUCGGAGGGUACCGCGAUGCACUCGUCUGCAGCCCGGGCCAGCCAGUGACCUUCAGUGAGGAAGCCUUCUUGGCCCAGAAGCCUGGGGCACCUCUGCAGGCCUUCCACCGGCGGGCUGUGCACCUGCAGCUGUUCAAACAGUUCAUCGAAGCCCGACUGGAGAAGCUCAACAAUGGGGAGGGCUUCUCAGAUCAAUUCGAGCAGGAGAUCACCGGCUGCGGGGCCUCCUCAGGGACCAUUCGAUCCUAUCAGCUCUGGGCAGACAAUCUAAAGAAAGGCGGUGGUGCCCUCCUGCACUCAGUCAAGGCCAAGACCCAACCAGCAGUCAAGAACAUGUACCGCUCGGCCAAGAGUGGCUUGAAGGGGGUGCAGAGCCUUCUAAUGUAUAAGGAUGGGGACUCUAUCCUGCAGAGGGGGGGCUCUCUGAGGGCCCCAGCCCUUACCAGCCGCUCAGACCGCCUGCAGCAACGCCUCCCAAUCACUCGGCACUUUGGACAGAACCGGCCCCUUCGCCCCAGCAGGAGACGCCGGCUGGAAGAGGGACCUUCCGAGCCCCCAGGGGUGGGGACACCCCCUCUGAGUCCUGAGGAUGAGGGGUGCCCAUGGGCAGAAGAAGCUCUGGACAGCAGCUUCUUAGGGUCUGGAGAAGAACUGGAUUUGUUGAGCGAGAUUCUGGACAGUCUUAGCGUGGGAGCCAAGAGUGCAGGCAGCCUGAGACCGAGCCAGAGUUUAGACUGCUGUCACAGAGGAGACCUGGACAGCUGCUUCAGCCUGCCUAACAUACCAAGAUGGCAACCAGACGAUCAGAAACUACCAGAGCCAGAGCGCCAGCCCCUGUCCCUGCCAUCCCUGCAAAGCACCUCGUCUUUGGAUGCCACCAGCUCUUCAAAGGACCCCAGGUCCCAGCUAAUACCCUCAGAGUCCGACCAAGAAAUCAUCUCUCCAUCCCAGUCCUCAACAGCUUCUGCAGACCCAAGCAGCCGAGGGGACCCCGAACCCUCUCCUCUCACAGAGCCCCUAAUUCUUCAUCUCGCCCCUUCCCACAAGGCAGCUGAAGAUUCUAGAACCCAGGAAAACUCUGCUUCCUGGCUCUCCACUGCACCCACUGAGCCCAGCCCUCCAGAAAGCCCCCAAAUUCUGGCCCCCACAAAGCCCAACUUUGAUAUAGCCUGGACGUCCCAGCCCCUCGAUCCUUCCUCAGACCCCAGUUCUCUGGAGGACCCCAGAGCCCAGUCUCCCAAGGCCCUGCUAGCAGAGCACGCUCACCUCCAGCCACUCGAGGAACCAGGAGCCCCGAAUUCCCCUGCUACACCCACCAGCAACUGGCAAAAGCUCCAGCCCAGCAGCCGGCCCAGAGUCGCUGAUCUUAAGAAGUGCUUUGAGGGUUAAGAAUCAGGGGUCCAGGAGAGACCCCAGUCCCUCAGUAAAGCCACAAGAGCCCAAAGCUGGUUUUUUCCUGGUGAAUUUCUCUGGUGCCCUCAUUCUGCUCAGAAAUCCAUCCCACCCACCUCUGUCCCUCCAAGGGCAGCCUCUCUAACUGAGUCGUAGCGGGGAAUUCCAGGAAGCCUCCUGGUCCUCUAGAAUCCCGGCAACCUUACAGUUCCUCUGGGCAUGCGUCACCUCCAUCUCAGCUAAUGCUCCCACCAGCUCAAACACACCAAUAAAGCUUUUAUUACAUCUUACU